Carica papaya (papaya) is the source of this 2213-nucleotide messenger RNA. Its product is annotated as pyruvate kinase isozyme A, chloroplastic-like. NCBI's taxonomy places the organism in Eukaryota, Viridiplantae, Streptophyta, Magnoliopsida, Brassicales, Caricaceae. Gene Ontology annotation, molecular function: magnesium ion binding; pyruvate kinase activity; potassium ion binding. Gene Ontology annotation, biological process: glycolytic process. The record is from RefSeq and is a predicted model, not a curated record.
AGAAUAUUUUCAACGUGCCGUAUGAUUCGUAGUAUAUUAAAUUAUUCUGUGUGAAAGUCUUGAUUUUUCGCUUUGUAAACUCCACCGGAAAACAACCCAAAUCUCAUCGGAGAUUUCGAUGCAAAAAAAGCAAUUAUACGUAUGAAUGCUUAACAAAAAUCAGUUGAUCACUACUGGAAGUAUUAACAGAGUUGGUUCUUGAUCUUUAUUUUUCUCCUGGUUAAUCCAUGGCAGCAGCUGCUAGUUCAAUUCUUGCCGGGAACCUAAUCAUUCCAAAAGAGAAAACCCCAAACGCAGGGUUUUUCUGCAACAAACAAUGGAGUUUCUGUAAAAAGAGCGCAAUGAAGCUAGAGCUAACCAAAAUGAGAGCAGCGGCAACUGAGAUAAGCGCGGAGGAGGUGAAGGGCUUGGAAGGUAAGUUGGGGUUGGAUGCAGUGUCUGAGGGGGAGCUGAGGGAGAAAGGGUUUUUGGGAAUGAGGAAGACGAAGCUGGUGUGCACCAUUGGGCCUGCGUGUUGCUCGGAGGAGGAAUUGGAGAAGUUGGCCAAGGGAGGCAUGAAUGUGGCUAGGUUAAAUAUGUGUCACAGCACAAAGGAAUGGCACCGGGACGUUAUUAGGAAGAUCAAGAAGUUGAAUGCGGAGAAAGGAUUUUGCAUUUCGGUGAUGAUUGACACUGAAGGUAGUCAGAUUCAUGUACUUGAUCAUGGUGCUUCAUCUUCUAUCAAAAUUGAGGAAAGUUCAAUUUGGCUAUUUACUGCUCGAAAACUCAAGGGACCGUGUCCGUUCACAGUUCAAGCAAACUAUGAAGGUUUUUCUGAAGGUAUUGAGGUUGGGGAUGAACUUGUGAUUGAUGGUGGGAUGGCAAGCUUUGAAGUGAUUGAAAAAAUUGGGAAUGAUUUGCGUUGCAAGUGUACUGAUCCCGGUAUCUUCUUACCACGGGCUAAAUUCAGCUUUUGGAGAAAUGGGAAACUUGUAGAAAGGAAUUAUGAACUCCCUACUUUGUCAGUAAAGGAUUGGGCAGAUAUAGAGUUUGGAAUUUCAGAAGGUGUAGAUUUUAUAGCCUUGUCAUUUGUAAAUGAUGCUGAUUCAAUCAAGCAUCUGAAGGACUACCUUUUGUCCAAAUCAACCGAAUCUAUAAGAGUAUUAGCCAAGCUUGAGAGCUUGGAAUCUCUUCAGAAAUUGGAAGAAAUUGUGCGUGCAUGCGAUGGAAUUAUGGUUGCUCGGGGUGACCUUGGUGUAGAAAUCCCACUUGAGCAGAUUCCGACAGUUCAAGAGGAAAUAACUUAUGUUUGCAGGAAACUAAACAAGCCUGUUAUUGUUGCUUCCCAACUUCUUGAGUCAAUGGUUGAAUACCCAACGCCAACAAGAGCAGAGGUGGCAGAUGUUUCUGAAGCAGUUCGGCAGUACGCGGAUGCUCUUAUGUUGUCUGGUGAGUCAGCAAUUGGAUCUUAUGGACAUAAGGCUCUCUCUGUUUUGCAAAUGACCAGCAGUCGGAUGGAACUGUGGAGCCGUGAGGAAAAUUGUCAGCCUCUCUUUGAUCAGUGUCAACUUGGUGAAUCUCUGGCUGACCGCAUUUCUGAGCAGAUAUGUAACUGUGCUGUUGAAAUGGCAAACAAGCUUGGUGUGGAUGCCAUUUUCGUGUACACCAAGCAUGGACAUAUGGCAUCACUCCUGUCCCGAAACCGCCCGUACCCUCCAAUUUUCGCGUUUACUAACGAGAACAGCACUCGGAUGGCCCUUAAUUUGCAAUGGGGAGUUAUUCCCUUCUUCACUGGUUUGUCAAGCGACAUGGAAGCUAACAUCUCGAAUUCCAUCGAUCUUAUGAAAUCAAAGGGGGUGGUGAAACAAGGAGAUGCUGUCUUGGUGGUCUCAGAUUUGACUCCGACUGAUGCAACACCAAAAGCCUUCCAAUCAAUCCAGAUAAAGACUAUUAUGUAAGAAGAUGUACAUACAUAUUUAUUACGUGUAUGUACGUGUUGAAGCUGAGAAGUGAAAUUAGAGUCCAGGGAAGGAGAGAGUGCACAGCCUGAUGAAGUAUAUUUUUAUAUAUGGUUCUUGUUCUUGCUCUGCCGUAACUGCUCUUGUUGGUUUAUUAGAUUAGCCUUUAGGUGAUUUUGGCUUCAUUUGUCACUCGAAGAAUAUGCAUUCGUUGCUUGCUAGUACUGUUGAAAACGUGUUCUAUUCAAGUAUUAAAUGUAAUAUUAAAUUAUGUUA